Molecule: messenger RNA, 750 nt
Organism: Microthlaspi erraticum
Lineage: Eukaryota; Viridiplantae; Streptophyta; Magnoliopsida; Brassicales; Brassicaceae
Source: the annotation of a GenBank genome assembly
AUGGAGAUGUACUUCAAAACCGGGUUGGUUGAUUCAGCAAUGGGAGUGUUUGACACAACUGAUGAAAAAGAUUUGAUCUUUUGGAACACUGUGAUUACUGGCUUGGCAAGAACAGGCAGAGCAGCUGAGUCCUUAACCGUUUUUAACCAAUUGCUGAUGCACCGAGGUCUGAAACCGGAUAGAGUGACGUUUAUAGGGAGCUUGGUAGCUUGUUGUCAUGGUGGCUUUGUUAACGAAGGAAUUCAGAUAUUCUCCUCAAUGGAAAAGUGUCAUGGAGUUAACCCUGGGAACGAGCAUUACGCCUGUCUAGUUGAGCUACUUUGCAGAGGCGGUAUGGUCAAUGAAGCAAAGGACAUUGCCGAAAAUAUGCCUUUUGAGCCAAGCUCUCAUGUUUGGGAACCGAUUCUCUGUGCAUCUCUGGAUCUUGGAGACACAAGACUCGCUGAGAGAGUAGCUGAAAGAAUGUUGGAAUGUGAGCCAAAGUCGACGUUUCCUUAUCUUGUUCUGAUUAAGAUAUACGAGAUGACUUGGCGAUGGGAGAAGUCAGUGAGGAUAAGGUACGCCAUGAAUGAACAUAAGCUGAAAUGCGCUCAAGGAUCGAGCAAGAUCGGUUUGAAGAGCAGUGUGUAUAGAUUUGAGGCGGACCAGUUGCAGAUUCAUGGAGGUUAUGAUACUUGCGAAACCUUGGAAUUACUGUCUUGGGAUUCUGAUGAUCAGAGAACUCAAUGGUCUGCAGAACAUGUUUACUAA